Molecule: messenger RNA, 633 nt
Organism: Ruditapes philippinarum (Manila clam)
Lineage: Eukaryota; Metazoa; Mollusca; Bivalvia; Venerida; Veneridae
Product: asialoglycoprotein receptor 2-like
Exons: 5
Coding region: 66-551 (161 amino acids)
Source: RefSeq, a predicted model, not a curated record
CUAGUGUAGCGAUGAUAAAUUUGACAAUUUAGUAUCAUUUACACUAGUCGAAAAUAAAUCAAGGAAUGAAGAAAUAUAUACAACCGUUUUUAGUGUUAAGCGUUUUGGCUGCAGAAGUAAUAUGUGGGAAAACGACACCAUGCGAGGACAACUGGUUAGCCUUUCAAGGCUCUUGCUAUUUGAUUGGACACGAUAACUUGCAUUUUAUUGAAGCACAGCGUUUCUGUGAACAUCACGGCGCUUAUGUUGUACACAUCAAUGAUGCCAUAGAAAAUAUCUUCUUGAAGAGCUUUUUGGGCGAUUUAAAAGACGACAUUCAUUGGAUUGGGUUGACAGACGAAGUAACGGAUGGUAUUUGGAAAUGGUCUGAUACUGAUACAGUUGCUACAUACUUUAACUGGUUACCUGGACAGCCGAACAAUGGGAAAUCCGGUAACUGUGUUGCAAUGCGAGCUGAAUACCACUACGAAUGGACAGACGACGCAUGUUCAGCAUCGUUCAAGGCCUUAUGCGAAAAAAGGCCUGCAAGAGAACCAGAAAUUAUUGGUUAAAAUAUAUACGAUGAGGAAUUUAUGUUAUGAUCUAAAAAAAAGAACAUAAAAUAAUGACAUGAAAUAAAUUUUGUACAAAAAC